Molecule: messenger RNA, 7803 nt
Organism: Podarcis lilfordi (Lilford's wall lizard)
Lineage: Eukaryota; Metazoa; Chordata; Lepidosauria; Squamata; Lacertidae
Source: the annotation of a GenBank genome assembly
CGGCCGCCUGCCUCGUCGUUGCCUGCCCUCCCCUCGUUGCAGUCAUGGCCGCCGCGAUGCCCCUUUCCCCGGAGGACCUGCUGCUGCCCAAGUCCGCGGCGGGCAAGGCCGAAGAGCUGGAGGAGGAGGUGGAGGACGACGACGACGAGGUAAUGCCAGCCCCUGCUGCCGCGAAAGCGCGGAGCUUGGCCGGGCGGCCAUGUGCGAGGUGACCCCUCUCUGGAGUCGGCCCUGCCUUGGGCCCAGGUGGGGAGCUCGAGUGAGCUGAAGCCCCGGCCAAGAGACGCUGGAGGAGGAGCAGCACGGGAAGCAUCUCCUCUGUGUGUUUUCUGCAGGGGGCCUUGCACGAGCCGGGAGGGGGAGGGGCCUCGACGGAGGGGCGGUGCCUGCUGAGGGCUCCCUGGGUGGUUAUUAUUAUUAUUAUUAUUAUUAUUAUUAUUAUUAUUAUUAUUGGCAUCUGGCUGGCCGCUGCUGAGAACGAAGCUCCGGACUAGAUCGGCCUUUGCUCCCAUUCAGCAGGGCUCUUUCAGUGUUAACGGGGUCCGGGUUUAGGGGGCAGGUCUUGUUUUGUGGGGCUCCCGCCCUCAUCUCUCCUUUCCCCGUUUGCAGCUGGACGAGACGCUGGCAGAGAGGCUCUGGGGCUUGACAGAGAUGUUCCCGGAAAGCGUCCGAUCGGCGGCUGGAGCUACCUUCGGCGUGUCUCUUUCUGUAGCCCAGAAAAUGUACAGGUGAGGAGGGGGAAAUGGGAGGUGAGGACCCAAGCCCCUUGGUCCCUGGUCCUCAGAUACCAUGUGCAGGUUUGUGGGUGGUUAAGGUAGCCCUUCUCAGGGAAGUGGCUGGCUCCUUCAGCCACCAAGGGAUGGAGAAUUGUUAGGGAGUUGGUGGUGUUUUGCGUUUCUUAAGUUGGACAGACAGCCAUAGAGAACGCUUAGACGUCUUAACUCAGAACUCUAGAUGUGUGUGUUUUUAGUGUGAGGAUAGAAAUGACCGGUUGUAAGCUGUUUGGAUAAUGAUGGUCAAGCAGUUGAGAAUGUACCAUGCAUAUUCAAGCUUUAAUGAAGAAAAGGCUGAUAAAUGAAUGCAAAUUAAAUAUAAAAAACCCGUUGCCUGCAAGGAGCCAUUGACAUGGAAUUGAUCAUAAAUAAUUGAGAUAAUUGUGAUAUCUGUAGUUGGGGAGAAAAGGGGUUCUAUAUUUACUUGUGAGAGUGAAGUUCUAGAGAACUAUUUUGAGUAUGCUCAGAAAUAUAGCAAAGUUCAACUUAGUUCAACUAAGAUGAGACCUUGUAAAGGGCUUGGGCCCUUUAUUCCCUGAAAUUGUAAUUUUCCUUUUGUUCGCUCUUUAAACUCUUUUAUUACACACACAUACUCCAUAUAGACAUGAAUAAUAAAUGCAAGGCUGUACUACACCAAUCAAUUUGUCAUCAAAUAUAAAUAUAAAUUUCUCAGGUUGUGGACACAAAAUAACCCUGUUAAAUAGAAUUUAUAUUCUCAUGAUCAUUUUUCUUAAUCAUUCUGAAACAGAAUACAUACUAAGAAGUUUCUAUUCAGAAGAAACCAAAAUUAUUGCUUCUAACAAAAGAUUGUGAAUCAGUGAUUUGCUUGAAAUAUAAUUAUAUUCUUUUAAGACCUCCAGUAAAAUAAUUUCCAGAAGAAUAUCCUUGUAAGUCUUUUGCAGCAAAAACAAAAAAUCCUAUGAUUCUUUUAAAAAUAACAAGCUUUUUAUAGCCAAAACUUUCAUGGAUUAAAGUUCAUUUUGUCAGAUGUAUGAAGUAUUAUCCUGAGAUAGGUAUAUAUGACGAACCGCUGUUGGCUGCUAAUGAUUAAAAUUAAAAUGUUGCUCUUCCAGGUGUUUCAAAUUUUGUGAGGGUUGGAAAGCAUAGCUUUGGUCUCGUUUAAUUUCUAAGCUUUCAUGACACAGUAUCCUAAUGUUCCCACAAAGAUCAAUCCAUCUAUUUAACUCCCCCCCCCCUAAAAACCAUUAUUAGUGAGUUGAGGAGGAAAGGUUUUUCUUUUGAACAGAUAUCCAGUUAUGUCCACUCAUGAACAAACUUCUGUGAGCAGAAGAGAAUUUCCCCUUCCCAUUGUAGUCUCUGCAUGCUCAAGUUUGCUCUGGAGGGUUGGGGAGCUUUUCAGAACAGAUUUGGGAUCUAAAGUGUGCUGUGGAUGACAGAAAGCUGCAUCACAUGAGUAGAAGGCUGUUUGUUUGAUGUUGGAUAUCACUCAGGUUGCCUAUGAUCUUUAAGGAAACUUCAUUAUGGUAUAAAACCAAACUUUAUACACUAUUUAUGCAUUUAGUUCCUUCCUUUGCUAAUUCUUUGUGUUUGAAUGGAAUCUUGGUAGUUUUAAGGGAGAAAUCCUGGAGGUAUUUCAGAUUGUGAUGGAUAUUUAUAGAGAGAAUAUUUAUAUUUGGAAGCAAAAAAUUUGAUUGUGAUGAGACAUGUUGUAAGGUUCACAUACACUAAUGUUGACAUAGGAAGGGGAUUUAAGGCUGCAAUCCCAUAACCGUUUACCAGGGAGUAUAAGUUUAGAUAAGUGGAGCUUACCUUGGAGUAUAUAUGAAUAGGAUUGUACUGAAACUGGAAUAAUAGUCUAAUGCAAUCUAACAGUGAGAUCUUUAGGAUAAGUCAUUUCCGUUGUAGUGAAGUUGGAAACAUUAGCUUAUUACCUUCUCUCCCCUUCUCCCACCCCAAAAAAAGAUUCUCCAGGGCAGCUUUGUGGAUUGGGACCACUUCCUUCAUGAUCCUAGUUCUUCCUGUUGUUUUUGAAACUGAGAAACUGCAAAUGGAGCAGCAACAGCAGAUGCAACAGCGACAGGUGAGAACUGAAUUACAGCAUUUUUUGGCCUAUUAAGUCUGUGAUUCUCAUCCUUUUCAGAAUGUUCCUCCUUUUAUCUGUGAAUCUUCCUCCACCACACAGUACAUUUAAUUCCUGAAUCUUUGCAUAAUUACCUGUCUCAAAGCAUCUAGUGGAUCGGUUUCACUGUAUUUGAUUCCUUUCUUCAUCUAUAUCUUUUUGUGCACGUUUGCUCAUGUAGCAUAUACCUUUGCUAUAUGAUGAAAUAAUAGCCCCCCUCAUUUACUGCAUGUCCUCUUUCACUUUUUUUCUCCUGAUGAAUCACUUCCCGCAGUGUCUUUUACAGGCAUUCCAUCAUCAUAACACUUUCCAGUCACCCCAGCUGCUGAUGAAAGAUGGGGUAGAUUUCUGCUUAGUCUCUUCCUUUCUAUGUUAAUUCUAGCUUUUGUACUUCCCAUAAUUGCACCGAACCAGCUGAAAGAGUACAAAACACCACAUUCCCAGAUUUGGCUGGGGUAUUGCCUAUUUUGUGACUUCAGAAGCACGUCGGCUGAUGGUUGUGUCUGCUCACAGCAAAACUUCUGAGUGAUGACAUUUGACUGACCUUAUUAGUAACAAUGUGUUCCUUUAUUUACAAAUAACACAUGCCCUACUUUUCUUAUUGGCAUGAUAUUAUGACUGGUUAGUUUUCUUCCUUUACUAUGGCUGCAAAAGUUACACUUUUUAAAGCUGAAUAUCACCCUUGAUAUAAGAGAACCUCUUUGGUCACCUGACCGGGGGGGGGGGAAUAUUGAAAUAUUAGAAUUGCAAAAUACCUGACACUUCUCACACCGCCUGGAUGCCCACCACUAUUGUACCAUGACAGACGUAACUAAUACUGUGUUUUCAAGUACUUUACACUUCAUUCACUUAAUUUUAUCAGGGCAGUUUUUUGCACUUAUAUGAAAGUAGAAAUCUAUUACAGUGGUACCUCUGGUUGCGGAAACGAUCCGUUCCAGGGUGCUGUUUGCACCCCGAAAAGUCUGCAACUAGAGCGCCUCUUCCGCACAUGUGCACGGCGCGAUCGAGCACUUCUGCGCAUGUGCAAAGCACAAUCGCUUCUGCGCGUGCACGCACGGCGAAACCCGGAAGUAUACACUUCCGGGUUUGCAAGCUGAAAAGACGCAACAUGAACGUAACGCAACACGAGGUAUGACUGUAUUGUAAUGCAGCCUUGUAUUUAAGUACUGGAAUUCCACACCAGCAACAGCAUGGUUUUAAGAAGAGACUGCUAAUAUUCCAGAAUGGUAGGAAAUGCUGUGUUCCCUUUUUAAAAAAGUUUUACAAAAGAUCUGGAGGGUUAUUGAUCCUUCCUCGAGUAGGCUGCUAAGUAGUUAAAAUGCUGCUCUUGCUUUUCAAGCAUUUGUAAACUUUUUCACAUUUCUUAACAGAUUUUAUUAGGACCAAACACAGGAUUGUCUGGAGGGAUGCCAGGUGCUCUGCCGUCUCUUCCUGGAAAGAUUUAAUGAAGCUACACUGGACCCAUAUCAAGGAAUGAAAUAUUGAAAUCAUUUGUUUGAACUGUUUGAUUAGGCCAGCGUUUUUUUCUCAUAACCUUGGGAUAUUAACUAUUCUUAAUGAAGGCAGAACCCCUAUCUGGAUCUCCUGCAAUCUUUAGGCAGUCAUGACUUUUCCAUCCAUUCAAGCAACAUUAUAGGUAACUAUGGAGACUUUGGAAGCUUCUGUUUUGGUAGCCUUACCUCCAGGAAACCACCUCAGGACAUGUCAUAUUUGGUCAACUUUAACCUGUAAUUGUCAGUGUAAAUAGCCCUGCGUUCUUCUCCAACUGUAUUUCAGAGCAGUAACAGCAAGAAAUGGAGUAAAUAUGCCAGAAUGUGCAGCAUAUAGAAGAACCUAGAAUGCACUUGACUCUAUGCAGUGAGCUCUUACUUGAAGAAAGAUAUUUGCCCUACAAUGUUACAUAUUUGAAAAAUAAGGGAAGCAGGAAAAGUCAUUUUUGCCAAGUCUUAUCUGUGCUGAAUCUAUUAGUAUCAAAGUUAGCUAGAGCACUUUUGUAUUAAAGUUUCAGUGCAAACAUGGAAGUAUUUUCUUUAUUAUCUCAGGCUUUACAUACAUUAUGCUUGCUAACAGCAGGAUACUAAAACUUACCAAUUGCGUGUCAACCCAUAGCUUUACAUGCUUGUGUUCGGUAGUAAUGGCAGGGAGGGACCCUCUCUUAACUCCCAUGGAGAGUAGCUGGGCAAUAAGUUCUUCUUAGGCUAUACAGCUUCAUACCAACAUGUUUAUUUUUUUCCUUUAUAUACAUUAUUACAAUACAAUUCAGUUCAACACACAGAAGUGACAGGACACAGGAAGGCUUUUUCAUUUUUAAUAUUUGGUUAAACAAAAUACAUCUCUGUAAACAAACCCAAGACAAGGCUAUAACAAAACCAAACAAGCAGGAAAACAAUUAAGGGCUUCUUCAUUCCCAAGCAAUGGGAAUGGGCUGAUUCCUUUCCUCUGCUGCCAUAACUCUGGUCCAGAGGGGUGGGUGAUCACAUGUUCCCUUUUCCUGAGCUGCUGAAUCACACCACUUUUUCCCUAAGGACAGAACAAUGACAUAAAUACACACAGACGGAAAGAAACAGCUGUAUGCUUUAAAAGAUAUUUGCAUAUUGUGCACUGGUCCAUUGGCUUCCAUGCAAACGGGGUCUCUCCAAAGUGCUAUUAUUUAGCCAGCAGACAAAAUAAUGUCUUUGAGAUUAUUUUUUUUGGGGGGCGGGAAUGGCUUCAAGUCAGAAGCAGAACUGCAAGCCUGAUGUUCUGCUUGUGAAGUGUGUGCAUGUGUGUACAAAUUCUGCUAGCUGGCUUUGGUUAUUGGAAUGUGUAGUCCAGAAGAAAGGGGAGGGCUUUUGUAAAAAUAGAAGUUAUUAGGCUAGGACUGUAAUACAUGCAGAGAAUAGCCAACACAAGUUCCCAGUAUAUUGCCUGCAAGGUGUCCAGAGGUCAAUAAACAAGAUGUUGAUACCAUUCACACUGCAUUCAACUGUGAAGGGCUUGGAAUGCUGGCUUAGAAAGCAUGUAUCUUGCUCAUGCUUAGAAUGGACAGGUCAAAUUCCAAGGAUGUAAAGGGUUUCAGCCCUCCUUAACCAUUACAUUUUCCUAUAGAAUGAAACUAAAAAAGUGGGUUCUACUUCCACUGUUCCAGUACUACUGAAAAUGAAGCUGGCAAAAAGCAUUAAUAAUGAAAAAUGCAACAAUAGAACAAACGGGGUUCAAGGAGAAGUCAUUCGAGUGAAAGGCCACCUUCUCCAUUUCACCUACUAACUAGCACAAAGAAGUGAUGUGAAACACCUGAAUCAGAUCAGAAGGAAAACUAUUUCAGUCUCCUGCCAGGGUCUUUAGCUUGUUCACUUAGUUGGUGAGGAGAGAAGAGUUAAAUUCAGGAGGGUCACCUGCCAAUCAGUGGAAGAAUGUGGCUCAGCCUACCUGUUGUAAACAGUCUUCCCUCAUCCCCAGCAAACUUGCUUAAACAUUCUCAACCCCAACAACUGACAGUUGCUAUAGAAGAGCAACAGAAAUCUAGCCCUUUGAUCUUGUUUCCCAUAAUUCCACUUGGAAAUCAACAUUUGCUCCAUUUCCAGCUUCCUACCUUGCUGAAACUUGGCUACUCUUCCCUUUUGUUUCAUGAUUUCAUCCUCAAACAGCCUGUAGUUUUAUUCCCUGCUCAGUGAAUAUUUCCCUGAAUUACAGGACAGACAGAUAAGAAAAAUAAACACAGGCUACAUGUGGACCACCUAACAAAAAUACUUGAGGCUUUUAAAUAAGCAUCAAUUUAGCUACCACUUUUCCAAACUAUUCAGUCUUUCAUUUUCAGACCACACGUAAAAAGAGCAUGAGACAGGAAAACUCCUGUAAGGAGUUCCAUUAUUAUGGUCCCAUUUUGUCUACAUCUCCCCUAACUCUUGGCACAAUUACUAUUACAAAAGGGGAAUCCACAAGCACCAUACCUUUGCUAAGAGCAUCUAGAGUUUCCUGAGAGACCCAAAUGGUUUGCAAAUUUCUUCAACAUAAAGUUUGGUGUUGGAGACAAAGGACACACAUAAUGAAGAGUAUGGAGGCAGGAAAAGCCCAAAACUCCUGUAGGGAGUUCCACAAUGAGGGUUGGAGGGAAGCAGGCAUGGCUUUGGGGGGUAGAAUAUGCCUGGCCCAAGCCCUACCCUGAAGGAGACACAUACUAGCCAAACAGGAGCUAUAGGAACUCCUGGAGACAGUUGUGUGUAACCCAGUAUGAAGUCCUAAGACUGGGGUGGGGUGGGGGGGAGCAGGAAAUUAAAGGGGAGAAUUCCAACACCCAUUUCUAAAUGAAAGUAUGCAUUAUAAUUAAAGAGCACAGAUCUGGUUCUGUUACGUCCACCUCCUUCUCUUCUCCUACUACAUGUCCAGCUUCUGUUCUUCAUGUUGGCUCCGACAAUACCUUGUGGUUGCCUUAUGGCCUCAUAAUGGGGGGGGGGGGGGAAUGCCAAUGUUCCAGGGAAGAGGAGAAGAGUGCUCAUUAUCCACAUCACAGGACAUUAGAAACUGGUGGAGGGAGAAGGACCAGUACUGUAGUGCGAGGACAGGGUAGUUGCAGGUCAUGCAUCCGCUUUCCAACUCUGAUGUGCUUCCACCUCUUCAGGCACCACUAGAAGUAGUUCACAGUUCUUGCCUCGCAGCUGGUGUCUCAAAAACUUCCUGUGGCAGUUAAAGGUGGGUAGGGGGAAAAAAAGCACGGUUCAAAUGCAAUCUUUUUGUUGAGUGUAAUUUUUGGUACGCACCUACAUUCUGACAUUUGAAUAGCUAUAAGAGCUUGCAGGUCAGUUAUGAUUUGAUCUUACUGGUAUUCUUCAGCUGGAACUGCAGAGGUCUUAGAACUUUUGGGGGGGAAAUCUUACUGUUCAAAAGACAGUAACACCCUUUAACAAACUUCGUUUUAAAAGUCUAUGAAGAAAAUGGAAGGUGAGCCUUGAGCCUUACUAUGAAUUAAAUAUU